CUUUCCAUUCUAGACAUGUGGCUUCCUUGACGGAGUCAUAGAAUAUAGGGUUUAAAUCAAGCUGAAAUUCAGAUCUAAAUUUGACGCCGACAGUUGUACCAAAAACCGCUAUCACCGUCGCAAAAUGGCCAGCACCGUCACCAUUUCUUCCGUUUUCAUCAUCCUCUUAACCAUUGCCACCGUCUUCACAUCCAAUACCGAAGCAUCAUCCGUCGAUUUCGUCAAGAAAACUGUCUCUUCUCACCCCAUUGUCAUCUUCUCCAAAUCCUACUGUCCGUAUUGUAAAAGGGCAAAAGGUGUAUUCAAGGAGUUGAAUGUGAAACCUUAUGUACUCGAGCUCGAUGAGAGAGAGGACGGGUCGAAAAUUCAGGAUGCAUUGAGUGAGAUGGUUGGGAGGCGUACUGUUCCACAAGUGUUUAUCAAUGGGAAACACCUCGGAGGUUCGGAUGAUACUGUUGAAGCUUAUCAGAGUGGAGAAUUGGCAAAGCUUCUUGGCAUUGAGAGUCAUAAAACGGACCUUUGAGCUUCAAGCCUUAGACAGCCUAAUAAUGCCGUAAUUUGUACGAAUGUUGGUAGUUUAAGUUGACUUGAGUUUACGAUUAUGUCAAAAUAUGUACCAAUAAAUUUGGAUAUGAUACCGUUUGUAUUACAUAUUCGGCCUAUUACCUCUCUAUAUACCGAUAAAGUAGACUUGAGGAA
This is a messenger RNA of Helianthus annuus (common sunflower), 699 nucleotides long. RefSeq names its product glutaredoxin-C4. Gene Ontology annotation, molecular function: glutathione disulfide oxidoreductase activity. Gene Ontology annotation, biological process: cellular response to oxidative stress. The transcript is spliced from 4 exons. The record is from RefSeq and is a predicted model, not a curated record. NCBI's taxonomy places the organism in Eukaryota, Viridiplantae, Streptophyta, Magnoliopsida, Asterales, Asteraceae. Gene Ontology annotation, cellular component: cytoplasm. Bases 125 to 523 code for a protein of 132 amino acids.